ACGGAGGGGGCUCGGGAUAAUCGCACGCCUCUUCCUGCUGCUCUCCCGGCGCUCCGUCCUCCGGUACACACAGCUCACAUCAGGAAAAGGAGGAGACGUCGGCCGGUGUGUGUGUGCGGCUGGAGCGAGGAUACGGUGUAUUUUCCCCCUAUGAUCUACAGACUGGGACCGGGCUCUCCAUCUAUAGGCUCUCCAUACACAGUCCGAGGCAUUGGAGCUUCUUCUUGUGAAUGAACGGUGCUUGUCUGCCCCCCGGAUCGUGCGCUGACCCCCAUACACUGGCUGGGAUGUGAGCUGUCACUCUCUGACCGUCAGCUGUCAUCGUGUGCCGCAGGUGAUCGGAGGAGGGAACGGCGUUGCUAUGAAGCUGCCAGGAGGGAUGGCUGGCCGGUGAGGAAGCAUGGGCACUCCAGGGCUGGUGAGCCUUAUCACUGGGCUCCUUCUCUGCACGGUACAUGUCAUCCUGGCAGGGAAAACAAUUGGAUUGCGGUUUACAGGUCAUGGGUACAAUUUAACAGUGCCUCAAGGGCGAGAAGCCAAACUGAACUGCAGCCUGCUUGGUAUGGAGGAACCAGAGAUCCAGUGGUUUAAGGAUGGCGUUCCAGUGCAGAGUGCUGACCAGUUGUACAUUCCAAAGAAUGAAGAUCAUUGGACCAGCUUCCUCAGCUUGAAAAAUGUUGAGCAUCCGGAUGCUGGAAGAUACUGGUGCGAAGCUGAACAUAAAGGAAUGAAAGCUGUGUCAGAUAGCUUCUGGAUUACGGUGGAGGGUGUCCCAUAUUUCAUAAUGGAACCAAAAGAUAUGGCUGUUUUACCCAACACUCCCUUCAACAUUACAUGUGCAGCUUUUGGACCACCUGGGCCGCUGACCAUUGUGUGGUUUGUGAGAGGGUCUCCUGCUGGGGAGGCACCAGAUAGCUCACCAUCAGUCCUGUUUAUACCAGGAAUUCGAGAAACCACAGUCUUCUCUUGUGAAGCUCACAACUUAAAGGGGCUAUCAUCAUCAAGGACUGCCAUUGUACAUGUCAAAGAUCUGCCCCACCCGCCUACCAAUGUGAAUGUGAAUAAAGUGACCAGCACCACCGCAGCUGUCACAUGGAGGCCAGGGUUUGACAGCUAUUCUCCCCUCCUGUCAUGCACAAUGCAGGUUCUAGUGUUACACGAUGUGUACUCGCAGCAUGUCAUUGUUCCUCCUUACGCCGUCACCUUAGAAGAGCUUAAGCCAUUGACGAAUCACAGCAUCCGCCUGCAGUGCGCUAACGAAGUGGGCUCCUCUAUUUUCACCGAAUGGCUAUCCUUUCAAACACUGGAAGCAGUGCCAGCACUCGCUCCCCAGAAUGUCCAUGUCACCAGGACUGAAUCCGGCUUGAUGUUAGAAUGGGAAGAGAUUGCUCUGAGUUUGCAAAACUGCACAGUGCUGGGAUACAAAGUACGGUGGGAGCAGGAGAAUGUAACGCAAGCAGAAGAAUUUGUACAGGGAAACCAAGCCAACUUGACGGUCUGGGACCCCCAGAAAGACCUAACCGUGCGUGUAUGCAUGGCCAAUUCUGCCGGAUGUGGACCAUGGAGUGACUUCCUUCUUGUGGCUUCUACAGAAGAACCUGAUCGGCAACGUAAUCCACAUACUAGAAUGUCCUGGGUCCCCCUGGUGUUGGGUAUUCUGACUGCUUUAGUCACAGUUGUGGCUAUGACUUUAAUCUUUCUGAGAAAGAGAAGAAAAGAAACAAGAUUUGGGCAUAUGUUCGGCUCAAUGCUGGGUCGAGGAGGUCCCGUUAUCCAGUUUACAGCAGCCAGGUCAUUUAAUAGGAGAGGUACAGAGAUGCUGGAAGCAACAUUGGACAGCAUCGGGAUCAGUGAUGAACUGAAAUCCAAGCUUACAGACGUCCUCAUCCAGCAGCAGCAGUUUACCUUGGGAAGGACAUUAGGAAAAGGAGAGUUUGGCUCUGUAAGAGAGGCUCAAUUAAAAAUGGAAGAUGGUUCGCUCCAGAAGGUCGCUGUGAAGAUGCUGAAGACGGAAAUUUUCUGCUCCAGCGAUAUUGAAGAAUUCUUGAGAGAAGCUGCUUUUAUGAAAGAAUUUGACCAUCCGAACGUCUGCAAAUUAAUAGGAGUGAGCCUGAGAAGUCGUACCAAGGGAAGACUGCCAGUUCCAAUGGUCAUCCUACCAUUUAUGAAGCAUGGUGAUCUACACACCUUCCUGUUGAUGUCUCGCAUUGGAGAAGAACCCAUCACUCUGCCUAUACAGACAUUAACAAGAUUCAUGAUUGACAUCUGUAGCGGAAUGGAAUAUCUAAGUUCCAAAAAUUUUAUCCACCGGGACCUCGCCACACGCAAUUGCAUGUUACAUGAGGACAUGACAGUGUGCGUUGCAGACUUUGGUCUCUCUAAGAAAAUCUACAGCGGGGACUACUACCGCCAAGGGUGUGCAUCCAAGCUUCCUGUCAAGUGGCUGGCACUGGAGAGCCUGGCAGACAAUGUUUACACCGUGUACAGUGAUGUGUGGGCAUUUGGCAUCGCCCUCUGGGAAAUCGUGACCCUGGGACAGACACCCUAUGCUGGCAUUGAAAACUCUGAAAUCUACAGCUACCUCAUUGCUGGAAAUAGAUUGAAGCAGCCGCCGGACUGUCUGGAUGAACUGUAUGAAAUGAUGUGCCAGUGCUGGAUCACUGAGCCCAAGAGGAGGCCCUGCUUUACAGACUUAAAAAGACGGCUAGAGACCAUCUUGGGCCGCUUAUCUAUAUUAUCAGAGAGUCAAGAUCCACUGUAUGUAAAUCUCGGGGAGACUUGUGGAGCCACUGCUGCAGACUCAAUUUUUCACUCUGGUUUUGACAGCGAUGACUGCUGCAUAGACAUUUCACAGACAUGCGGGGCUGCAGCAGUGUCUGGCGACUAUCGCUAUAUUGUGAACCCUGGGUGCCUUAGAGACACGGACGAGCGGCCUUCAUCAGCACAAGCACCGGAAGCCAGAGGCCUCCUUAAUGAGGAUGAGGACGAGGACGAUGAGGAAGAAAUUCAGGAAGCUCAUGUGGUCAUUAACCUUUAGUAAAAACUCCAAGCUUACAGCGGGAUGUGAUACCUUUAGCUGCAUCCUUUAAAGCCAUGUGUCUGUAUAAGCUCAACCCACGAUCCAGGUGGACAUUGUUCUGAAUUCUAGGCAUUAUAAAUUGCUUAUGGAUUUGCAUCAAUAAAAAUGUACAUUUUUUUUCAGCUGUAAAACUUUAUAUAAAAUUGUAUAGGCAAUGUAAGUAUUGAAAUAGGCUGUAAAACAGCCUUCAAUAGAUUAGUUCCUAAAAUGACUUUACUGUACAUAUUUUUUACACAACUAAAGCUCAUCGAUAACCAACUCUUCUUUCUCUCCAUUUGAAUGGUAUCACAGCCUCACCGCUGCAUCAACUUGCUCAGCUAAAGCUUCCCUGUCUCUAUGGAGCUACAAGAUCAACUACUCAAUGCAAUAUCUGAAGACUUAUAAACUUUGGUUAAAACCCUGAUUUAUAUAUAGGCAUCCCAUUUUCUUUUAAGUAAUAGACUUUUCCAAGAAGGGAAAUUAGAAAGUGAAGUGUGAUGUCAGUACUGAUGUGUUCAGUUGAAAAUAAUGUUGACUAAAUCACGCCUGUAGGUUCCUUGCUACCUUAGAAAAAACAGUUGGUUGCAUGUGUCAUAUUUAAUUCAUAUGUUUUUUUUCCAGAAAGAGAACAAUUGUUGUGCCAUUAUGCUUCCAGAACCAAAAUAAUAUUUUUCUAUAAUAUAUGACUUUGACCUUCUUUGCACCAGUCAGUUGAGGGGACCAGACCAGCCAGACGUACCUUAGGAGGCUAUUUGUAAAUGUUUUCAUACAAAAGGCAAGAUUCGCACAUUUUUAUUGGAUUCAGUUGUGUGAAUGUUGUGUGAAAACAUUUAUAAAUAGACCCCUUCGUCUUUGUGCAUUAUAGAUUAUUGGAAUUUGAAAUCUGCGUUUAGGGAUGAACUCUUUAGCAGCUGUCACUCAGGGUAAGACCAAGCACAACUAAAGGAAAAAUAAUUUUUACAUAAGUGAGGUUCAUUGUAUCAUAGUUUUCUCUAAAUAAAGAAUGUUAGUCCGGCGACCUAAG
This is a messenger RNA of Rana temporaria (common frog), 4082 nucleotides long. It is a transcript of the gene TYRO3, whose product is annotated as TYRO3 protein tyrosine kinase. Bases 401 to 3037 code for a protein of 878 amino acids. Gene Ontology annotation, cellular component: signaling receptor complex. The record is from RefSeq and is a predicted model, not a curated record. Gene Ontology annotation, biological process: positive regulation of kinase activity; cell migration; multicellular organism development. Lineage: Eukaryota; Metazoa; Chordata; Amphibia; Anura; Ranidae. Gene Ontology annotation, molecular function: protein binding; transmembrane receptor protein tyrosine kinase activity; ATP binding. The transcript is spliced from 19 exons.